AUGUUAUUAUUAUUAGCAUACAUUUUGAUGAGUAAAUUUAAACAAUUGUGUCAAACUUUUCUUGAAAAUACAGUGUGAACAUACUGUUUGGAGAAAACUUUCCUUAUGUGGGGUAUGGUUUUAUUAGUUUGUUUGAAUAGCAGACUUCAAAUGUUGCCGUGUGAAGACUUUUCAAGUCAUUCUAAGCCUUUGCCAUCUUUGAACUCUUAUUGGAGCUGUGUUUUCCCUAUAAAAUUUAUCAAAAUCCAAAUAAUACUGUCACAUUUUGCAGCCUAAAGGAACUGUAUUUUUGGGCAUUUGGGUAUUCCAAGAAUUGAAAAAGAUUGAAUCUUUGUGCCCUGUAGAUGGUGGGUUUUCUUCAUUUCUGGUUCCAUGGUGGAUCUGAAUCUGCAGGGAGCGUAUUUAAGUACUAUACUGAAGGAUAUGAAGUGUUUUCAGUUCUACACUGGUGACAAGAAGGAAGAACCUAAGACUGUGACGUCAAAUUCCGUCUUAUCCUCCUCUUCUGCACUUUCUGAUCGUGAAUUUAGGAAUUCGCGUCUUGAGUCCAGCUCUCAGAAUGCAUCUGAUACGAGCGCAGAGUCCAGAGGACGGAGCCAAUUUCCAAGCUUGUCCGAUAGGCCUUCCAAUCUCAGGGUAUUUACAUUCUCAGAACUGAAAUCAGCAACGAAGAAUUUCAACCGUACUACCAAGAUUGGGGAAGGUGGAUUUGGAUGUGUAUAUAAGGCCACUGUAAAGGGUGGUGAGGAUUCAGUUAAAAAGAUUGACGUUGCUGUAAAACAACUUGGUAGGAGAGGAUUACAGGGACACAAAGAGUGGGUGACAGAAGUCAAUGUUCUUGGGGUGGCUGAACACCAAAACCUCGUCAAAUUAGUUGGCUACUGUGCAGAAGAUGAUGAGAGAGGAAUCCAGCGCCUUUUGGUGUAUGAAUACAUGCCUAACAGAAGUGUCGAAAACCAUUUGUCAGCUAGGUCAGAAACGCCUCUCUCCUGGGCAAUGAGGUUAAAGAUAGCCCAAGAUUCUGCUCGUGGCUUAACUUACCUACAUGAGGAAAUGGAUGUUCAGAUCAUCUUCAGAGAUUUCAAAUCUUCAAACAUUCUCUUGGACGAGCAAUGGAAUGCAAAGUUAUCAGAUUUUGGACUGGCUAGGUUGGGACCUCCUGAGGGUCUAACCCAUGUCUCAACUGCGGUUGUUGGAACAAUGGGAUAUGCAGCUCCAGAAUAUGUUCAAACUGGCCGUCUCACAUCCAAGAGUGAUGUGUGGAGCUAUGGGGUCUUUCUAUAUGAGCUGAUUACUGGUCGACGCCCAUUAGAUCGAAAUCGUCCUAGGAGUGAGCAGAAGCUCUUAGAGUGGGUAAAACCAUACAUAUCAGAUUCUAAGAAAUUUCAGCACAUAUUAGACCCAAGGCUUGAAGGUAAAAUCUCAAGGUCAGCUCAGAAGCUCUCUAUUGUCGCCAACCGCUGCUUGGUGAGACAUCCAAAGUCAAGGCCGAAAAUGAGUGAAGUCCUGGAAAUGGUGAAUAAAGUUGUCGAAUCAUCAAUAGGAGUAGGAAAUCCUGAACCACCUGUGAAAAUUGUGGAACCAACUUCACCAGAAUAUGAAAGAAAAGGUAAAAGGAGGAUAAGUGAUACCAAACUUGGAGAUGGUGGCCGGUUAGUACGCAUGUGGUCAACAAAGCUGAUAAACACCUGUUAAUAAAAUAAUUUCCGAUAUGCAAAAAAAAAUGAGAGGAAGAAAAAGUUAACUAAAACAUUAUAUCCGCGAAUUGACAGCAUGUGGUGACUUUGGACAUUAUAUUCGACUUGCUGCAGAGUUUUCUGGGGAUCUAUAACGAUGAAUGAAGGCGGUUUGGCAUUUGAUACAACAAUUCUAAGGAAGAGUCUGAAGCUCUCAUGGUAAUACUAACUUGAUAGUUUUACUCUUGAUUAAAUGUGGCUUUUUGCCUCUCUACCUUUACCAGGUGGGGGUAAGGUCGUGUACACACUACCCUCUCCAAACCCCACAAGAAGGAUUAAACUGGGUUUGUUAUUGUUGUUGUUGUUGAUUAAACGUGGCUUCUAUAAUUUCCACGAUAUGCAAGAAAUGACUAAGAUGAGAAACUUCUUCUUGUUAUACUGUUAUACAUGAAAAUUAGUGAUACUCCUUGAUACAGAGAAAUGGAGUAUAGUGUUAUUGAACUAA
This is a messenger RNA of Nicotiana attenuata, 2181 nucleotides long. Its product is annotated as probable receptor-like protein kinase At5g47070. The transcript is spliced from 6 exons. The record is from RefSeq and is a predicted model, not a curated record. Gene Ontology annotation, biological process: protein phosphorylation. The coding region runs from base 373 to 1695 and encodes 440 amino acids. Gene Ontology annotation, molecular function: protein kinase activity; ATP binding. NCBI's taxonomy places the organism in Eukaryota, Viridiplantae, Streptophyta, Magnoliopsida, Solanales, Solanaceae.